CUAAUCCCGGAAGUACCAGGUGCAAUGGUUGCCUUCUACGCGUACAUGUCUGCCAACCUCCCUGCCAAUGUAGCAACUCCUCAUCACGUGCUUAUUUUUGACCACGUGAGAACUAAAAUUGGUAACGGGUAUCAUCCUUCCAUCGGGGUAUUUAUAGCUCCAGAGGCAGGGGUGUAUAUAUUCAUAUGGACUUUUAGAAAUGGCAAUGGUGGAAUUCACUCCACGCAGCUAAUGAUAAAUUCAGAGGAGUGGGGAAUGACUCACAGUCAUACUCUUACAAACAAUUUCCCCCAGUCCACGGGUUGUGUGGUGGCCCAUGUAAAUAAGGGAGAUGACGUUUUUGUAAAAACUUCAGAUUCUAGCUCGGGAAAUAUCUAUAGCGAUAGUUAUGGUAAAACCUCAUUCUCUGGAUGGAAAAUUAAUUAA
Saccostrea cuccullata (small rock oyster) is the source of this 426-nucleotide messenger RNA. Its product is annotated as complement C1q-like protein 4. The coding region runs from base 25 to 426 and encodes 133 amino acids. The record is from RefSeq and is a predicted model, not a curated record. Gene Ontology annotation, molecular function: protein binding. The transcript has a single exon. Lineage: Eukaryota; Metazoa; Mollusca; Bivalvia; Ostreida; Ostreidae.